Molecule: messenger RNA, 840 nt
Organism: Penicillium angulare
Lineage: Eukaryota; Fungi; Ascomycota; Eurotiomycetes; Eurotiales; Aspergillaceae
Product: mitochondrial K+-H+ exchange-related family protein
Exons: 3
Coding region: 1-840 (279 amino acids)
Biological process (GO): proton transmembrane transport; potassium ion transport
Cellular component (GO): mitochondrial inner membrane
Source: RefSeq, a predicted model, not a curated record
AUGCGACUCUUCUUGAUCCCGAUCUCGACCCGACGAGCGUUAAUAUAUUCUCGGCCACUGCGAAAAGAUAUUCCCAAGGAAUUAUCUAUACUCGAUCGCGCUACAACAAAAGCUGCUCAAACAUGGGCCAAGUGGGAAGAGGCCGAGAGUGGGUGGAAGAAGCACCUAGUGACAUGGGGUAAUCGAGUUCAACAACGGAUUCCAUUUGAAGAAUGGGGAUUGAAGAGUAUUCCGUCGCUCAAUUCACAACAGAGAAUCGAUGAAGCGCACGGAACCAGGCCAAUCGAGCUGUUAUAUCCAGGAAAUGCCGUCCGCCCAGAGAAAAUACCGGGUCUGCUGCGAACCAUAGCCACAGAACGCCAGGCUUUCCACAAGAACAAGAUGAUGUGGAGUUUUGGAAUUGCGCCGUUUACUGCACCUCUAGGUCUGAUUCCGGUAGUUCCCAAUAUUCCUUUCUUCUAUCUUGCAUACCGAGGCUGGUCCCACUGGCGGGCAUUGAACGGUUCGCGCCAUCUGGAGUUUAUUGUGAAAAAGAACCUCCUCGCACCCAUUUCCCUGCCUGAACUAGAACAUUUAUACGCGAAGCGCGUAUCAUAUGUUCUCGACAAUACCCCGAUCGACGCACAUCCAAAUGAGAUGGUUGGGGAUAUGGAAAAAAGCGACGAGCGAGUUUUAUUGAAGAUGUCCGAUGCCAAAAAGCUAGCAACCAUAUUCGAAGCGCCGGAACUGGCACUGGAGGCAGAGCGUGCCAUUGUUCAAGUGAGCGAACAGCUGCAAGCGAAGAAAGAUGAAGCCAAAGCCAAAUCAAACGAAACCAAGUCGGGCGAAAAAAAGGAAUGA